GGGUUAGCAGGCUUCGGUGGUGUGCGGAGUGUGCGUGUGUGUGCACGCACUGACUUGGGAGGCACUAAGCCGGCGCGCGUGUGUGUGUGUGUGCAUGCAUGCACGGGUGCUGAUAAUGCUCGCGGGCGCGCGGCUCUACAUCACUGCUGAGUGAGAGUGGGACUGCGAGGUAUCCGGCCACCUGGCACGGUACUAUGGGGGGACAGAUAACGAGAAACACUCUAUACGACUCUAUAGGUGGGCCCUUUCCAGCUUCUUCUCACCGAUGCCACCACAAGCAGAAGCACUAUCUCCCCAUCCCGCAGUGUGGAGCUCUGUCGAUCAGCCCGCUGCUUUUCCACCCCCACACCAAGGGGUCCCAGAUCAUCAUGGACAUAACUCAGAAGGCAGUGAAGCGUCAGGCCAGCUUCUGCAACGCCAUUACCUUCAGCAACAGGCCUAUCGUUAUCUACGAGCAGGUCAGGCUUAAGAUCACCAAGAAGCAGUGCUGCUGGAGCGGGGCCCUUCGGCUCGGAUUUACUUCGAAGGAUCCCUCCAGGAUUAACCCGGAUACUUUGCCAAAGUACGCUUGCCCGGACUUGGUUUCCCAGAGCGGGUUCUGGGCCAAGGCUCUGCCAGAGGAGUUUGCAAACGAAGGCAACAUCAUCGCGUUCUGGGUGGACAAGAAAGGACGGGUGUUUUACCGAGUCAAUGACUCUGCUGCAAUGUUGUUCUUCAGCGGAGUGAGGACCACCGAGCCCCUGUGGGCUCUGAUCGAUGUGUACGGCCUCACCCGGGGGGUGCAGCUAUUAGACAGCGAAAUCAUUCCUCCCGACUGCCUGCGCCCCAGAUCCUUCACGGCCAUCCGCCGGCCCUCGCUGCGCAGAGACACGGAGGACACGCGGCUCUCGGUGAGCCUCUGUGACCUCAACCUCCAGGAGGAAAACUUCCACGUCAUGGCCACCACGUGCCCCAUCCCGCAAAACUCCCUCAACUCCCAGCACUCCCACCUCCUCCCGUCCCAGCUCGAAAGCGACCUCCGCUUCCACCAGCUCCGGGGAGCCCACAUCAAAAUCCUGGACGACCAAACCGUGGCCCGGCUGGAGCACGCCCGCGAGGAGAGGACUUUGGUUUUCACCAGCAGGCCCCUCCGAAUCAACGAGACCAUUUUCGUCAAAAUUAACAAAUCGAACGCCUCGCGCACCGGGACGCUGUCGUACGGGGUGACUUCUUGCGACCCCGGGACCUUGAGACCCAGCGACCUCCCCUAUAACCCGGAGUCUCUGGUGGACAGGAAGGAGUUCUGGGCGGUCUGCCGGGUGCUGGUGCCCUUGCAGAGCGGAGACAUCCUGGGAUUUGUGGUGAACGCGGAGGGCGAGCUGCAUUUGAGUCACAACGGGGCCGGCGUCGGCAUGCAGGUCUGCGUGGACUGCUCCCAGCCCCUGUGGAUGUUCUUUGGUCUGCACGGAGCCGUGAUGCAAAUCCGCGUUCUGGGUUCCACCAUCCUGGCCGAGCGACGGGGCCCGUCCAUCCCAAGCUCCCCCACCUCGGCUCCCAAUUCCCCCACCACCCUCUGCAGCGGGGUUUCCGACCCAAUCUUGACCACCUGCGGCUCAGGCCUGCUCUGCAGCUCACUCAGCGGCACGGCUCCGAACUCCCCGGUUAGCAUGCCGGAGUCCCCCAUCUCCCCCUCCGUCUCGGGGGCCUGGGGAGACGAAUGCACCAUCUGCUACGAGAACAUGGUGGACACGGUCAUUUACUCCUGCGGGCACAUGUGUCUCUGCUACUCCUGCGGGCUGAAGCUCAAGAAGAUGGCCAACGCCUGCUGCCCCAUCUGCAGGCGGGCCAUCAAGGAUAUCAUCAAAACCUACCGCAGCACCUAGAGCCGCGGGGCUGGCAGGGGUGGGGUGGAGGAGGACGCGCGGGGAGAAGAGCCCCGGUUUUCAUUCAUCAUCUGUGAGAGCCGAUAUCUGAAGCACCCCGGGGGCGCUGGGGGCGGUGAGCGAGGGGGUGGCCCGGCUGCAACUGCUCUUCCAACCCCACCAGCAAGCCGCUGGCUCUGGACUCCAGGGCAUCAGGGAAGCCGAGGCAAAUCUGCUCUUACCAAUGGAUUUAAUGUUUUAUCUCAAUGCAACAGCUGGAGCUCUCCAACCUCUCCUGCACUACGCAGGGGCAUCUCCGAUGCUUGGGAAGGUGGCUGUGGAGAUGUGCCCCCUGCCCCAAAGGGGUGGCGAUGGCUGGCAGAUGGGAACCAUCUCGGAGGAAAGGAGGGAGCCAUCUUGGGUGCAUGAGCCUCCUCGAAGAGCAGGACCACGUGGGGUGUUCGGAAGAGGUGGAGGGGCUGCCAACCAUUGCAGAAGGGACUUGUGCGGUAGGCAGAAGAGAAAAUUAAAAACCCAACCCCUUUUCCUAAGGGUAAGACAAGCCCUUUCCCCCCUGCCAGGCCGCUGGCAAGCUCAGCAGUCGUCCUGGAGAGGAAGAAACCGAUGCCUUGGCUGCCUCAGUGUGCCUCAACUUGCUGGAGAAAGACGCUAGCGGCAGCUGGAGUCUGCCCGAAACGCCGCCCUCUGAAGACACCUGUGUUGGGCGCCUGCUCUGCGCCUUGCCACCCAGCCACCGUCCUUUCCCCGCUGACCAUCUCCUGUCCUCGCAGUCCCAGUCGCGACCGCAGCACCCCCCCCACUGCAUGACCCCCCAAGCCUUCCUGCUGACCUCCCCCGCCCCCGGCGUGCCCAGGCCAAAGGGUCCCUUUCCCCAGCCUCUGCCCGUCGACGCUUGUGACAAACCCCGAGGCAGAACGUAAACAGCCCGCGGAUCUGUUUUUACGACGUUAUGCUCCAUCUCGCUCUUUGCUGUUAAAAAAAAAAACACCAAAAAAACCAAAAAAGAAAACCACCCCCGCAAAAGGAAGGAACUUGUGACUGAGCUCCUGUGGCCUCGAGCAGACAAGGUGACGCAGGGUCGGCCAUUGCCAGGAGGAGACGGGCGUCCCCGUGUCCCGUUUGUUCAAGCUGAGGGUAUUGCAAGGCCUCCCCUGCUCUUGCCGAGAGGGAAGGACACCGCCGUUGCUGCUCCCUGCCCCGCUGCCGCCGCCCCGUCUCAGGUCUCCAGCGGGCUGGUUCCCUGUGUCGUACCCGGGAAGCCUUCAGCCAGCAGCUGCUCCUGUGUGGGGUGCUGGGGAGGGAGGGCAGGGGUCUCCGUGCAUCAUCUCAGUUCGGUUCUGUGAAUCCUGGCCAGGCGGAAGCUGCAAUAAUACCAAGGCAUGAGUCGUCCCCACCUCCCCAACGUCGUGCUGGUCCUGCUAAUGCUCGGACAUGCAAAGGGCUGAGCCUGGAGCGAGCUCUAGGGCUAGUGACCUCCCUCUCUUUAAUCAUCUCCCCAAAAAUACUCCACCCCUCCACCACCAAAGGCACCCAGUGCUCGAGGCAGGCCGAGCACCUAUGCAUGGCUUGCAUUGAGCUCCUACUGCCGCCUUCCACGGGCACUCGGACAAGGCCCCAGGUUAGCGGGGAAGUGCUGGGAGCAGACCCCCUGCCUCCCUCCUGAAGCCAGGUCUUAGCUGUGGCAACACCGCUUGCUCCAUGAUGGAGCAACGAUCUGCCCGUCAGCCCCACGUUGUAGGGGUAUCCUUUCCCCCCGCCGGGCAAGGCUCAAACCAGUCACCAUGCUUUCUUUUGCUGCCCCUGCACGUCAGCUCUGCUGCCAGGGGAGCAGACACUGAAAGGACUGCAGGAAGGACGGCCCACGUCUGUCUGCCCUGAAAGCUGGCCAGAGCCGGGGUAGAGUCCCGUCGACUUAAACAGAGCUCAUUUUCUUGAGGAACAGGCCCCAGCCCUUUCUGCCUGUGCUUGUGAUGUCCUAAUGGCUGGUCAACAAGCAAGCAAGGGGCAUGUAGAGCAUGUAGUGUGAGCGGGUUACAGGGCUGGCAUCUUGCCCAACCCCUGCUCCAGUACCGAUAAUCCCUAAUUAUGUCCAUAAUCACAUACUGUGUGCACCCAGUCUCCCCAAGCAGCGGCUAGCAAACGCAUCCCUCCACCUGCGAACAGGUGCUUGGCUCGGGGAGAGGGGCUGCAGCACCCAGUGCCGGCCCAGCCUGCACAGGAGGGGGCAAUCGACUCUACGCGUUUCUAUCGAGGAGAUUGUAAUACUAAACGCACACCCGCACCAGGUUGUAGACGCCAACCUUAACCUGGGCUUCCUCAGCUGAACAUGAACCAGCCCUGCAGCUUUUUUUUUUUUAUUUACGGCAUCCAUGGAAAAGCAGAAUCACAGCGAAGCGGGGCUGGACGGGACCUCCAGAGGUCCCAUCUACUCCAGCCCCCAGCCUGAGGCAGGCGCGUCCCCAUCCAAACCAUCCCAUACAACCAUAAUCUCAACCCUGACCCAACAUAAACACCCAAACCUGCCAUAAUUAAAGCAGGGGAACCGCGGCCGCCAACGUCCUGCUUCUGUGAAGUGUUGGCGAUGUAUGCUCAAGGUGUCCCAGGGAGAGGACCGUGCCCUCCGCUGCAGAGGAAGGCAAUAACCCCCACCGUCCAUGCCAAUCUGACCACGGGGUAAAAUGCCUUCCUGACCCCAAAUAGGGCUUGCGGUCCAACCCCGAGCGCAGGGGCAAGACCCUCUAGCCGGGAACUACUGGCUUUGCUUCUAGCAGGAGAAUUGGCACAGCCCAGGGGAAGGCCCCCGCCGUAGCUGUAGCCAACACCAGGUGCCACUGGGGCAGCUUUAAAAACACCCCAAUACAUAUCAGAAAAUUAAAAAAAAAAAGACAAGCGGGGGGAGCAACCAGUAAAGCCCAGAAGCGUUGGACAUACCCAUGGUAGAAAACAGGCACAGCUAUGCCCAGGUCAUCCCUGACCAGUGGGUGUCUAACCAGGAAUAGCCGAAAGCCUGGACAUGGGUAACGGGCCAUCACCCACAAGCUGGACUCUGCAGCUGCUCCCACCAUUGCACACACUGGACGGGGGGUGGGGAGUUGAAUGUAAUGAAAGAUGGGUGCGGGUGUGCAUGCACACAUGCAUACGCGUGCGAGACUGUGGGGCAUGUGCAAUAAGAAACAGCUUGCGACUAUCCAGAAAGCCAGCGCGGCCAAGGACGUCCCAGUUUCCAUGGGCUGAGGCCAGAGCAGGUUAACUAGUUACUGUGCAGGAAGGUGUGUGCAUACACACGCACACACAGGUGCACGCAUGCAGGUAACCGUCCCCUGGCAUGCUUGCCCUGCAGAGUGCUUUCGCACGAAGGCGCGUGCAUUUUGCUGCGGACCAAACUGGGAGGUAGACGUGAAACACCCGUCGGCAGCGAGCUCAGGGCCAGGCCCGGCGGGCAGUGCAGCGGUGGGCAAGGGCACGCGGGCAGGGGCCGGCGCUGGUCUUUUGAGCGAGCAGAAAAACGGCAGAUGCAAAAACAACAACAACAACAUGGAAGGGGGUUUUUGGGGGGGUGGGGGGUGGGAUUUUGCUGUUGGGUUUGUGUCGGCUCCUAAAAGUCACGACAAAGUGUUUUGAUGUCAUCUGCAUUUCAGCGCUUUCUUUUAAACCGGUUUGUGUUCUGUUAGCGAGAAGCAAACAACAAGAAAACCAAUCCAUUCGUUGUGACAACUGGGUAACUGUGAUUGUGAAUAAAGCUGAUUUCGGUCUCCGCG
Alligator mississippiensis (American alligator) is the source of this 5620-nucleotide messenger RNA. It is a transcript of the gene NEURL1, whose product is annotated as neuralized E3 ubiquitin protein ligase 1. Gene Ontology annotation, molecular function: ubiquitin protein ligase activity. Gene Ontology annotation, cellular component: plasma membrane; postsynaptic density. Bases 195 to 1862 code for a protein of 555 amino acids. The record is from RefSeq and is a predicted model, not a curated record. Gene Ontology annotation, biological process: nervous system development; negative regulation of Notch signaling pathway. The transcript is spliced from 6 exons. NCBI's taxonomy places the organism in Eukaryota, Metazoa, Chordata, Crocodylia, Alligatoridae.